Molecule: messenger RNA, 396 nt
Organism: Juglans microcarpa x Juglans regia
Lineage: Eukaryota; Viridiplantae; Streptophyta; Magnoliopsida; Fagales; Juglandaceae
Exons: 2
Coding region: 1-396 (131 amino acids)
Source: RefSeq, a predicted model, not a curated record
AUGACGGAGACCAUGAAGCAGCAGCAGGAAGGUGAAGCUGGAAUUUGGUGGGACACCAAGAGGCAACUUCUGAUUAGAGAAUUGGGAAAUAUCACCAUUUUGACGUGGGAGAGGUUUAAGGAGGAAUUUGAAAAUCGUUUCUUCCCAGAAUCAAGGAAGACCCAGAAGGCUCAGGAGUUUGCCACAUUGGUACAAGGCAAUCUCACUGUUGAGCAGUACAUUGCGAAGUUUAUGGAGUUGGGAAAGUUUGCCCCACACUUGAUUGCUACUGAGAAAAUUCAAGCCCAGAAGUUUCAAGCAGGGAUGAAUCCUAGAAUUCAGAGUUAUGUUGCUGGAUUCUGCAUCCACAACUUCCAAGAGUUGGUUAAUGUGGCUGCAAUAGUGGAAGCAGAAUAG